CCAACAGACGGUUUCAAGCUCCCCGCGACGGCAGCAGCCCCUGUUCGGAUCGGCAAUGUUGAGGAUGGAUGUAGCCUGCUAGAAAAAAAUACACCGGGGCACAGUGAGAGAGAACACUACUGCUGUGUAGCUAUGGAGAUCGUACGUGGUCGCUUUCUUUGACAGGUGUCGGAACCGGACUGAAUAAAAAGUAUCGAAACCAGCUUCAAAGAUGUACGCCAAGGGGAAAGGUGCUGUUGUGCCCUCAGAUAACCAAGCAAGAGAAAAGUUAGCGCUGUACGUAUAUGAGUACCUGCUGCAUGUAGGAGCACAGAAGUCUGCACAGACCUUCUUGUCAGAGAUACGAUGGGAAAAGAAUAUUACGUUAGGAGAGCCUCCAGGAUUCCUGCACUCGUGGUGGUGUGUAUUCUGGGAUUUGUAUUGCGCUGCGCCGGACAGACGGGAGAACUGCGAACACUCCAGCGAGGCCAAGGCCUUCCAUGAUUAUAGUGCGGCAGCUGCCCCCAGUCCUGUGAUGGGGAAUAUGCCUCCUAAUGAUGGUAUGCCAGGAGGACCCAUGCCGCCUGGAUUCUUCCAGGGUCCGCCAGGCUCCCAGCAGUCUCCUCACGCACAGCCCCCCCACGGCAUGGGACCACACGGACAGCCUUUCAUGUCGCCACGGUUUCCAGGUGGACCCCGCCCCUCUCUCCGAAUGCCAAAUCAGCCUCCCGGGGGAAUCCCUGGUUCUCAGCCUCUCCUGCCAAACAGCAUGGACCCCACCAGACCACAAGGACAUCCUAAUAUGGGCGGGCCAAUGAGAAUGAACGCUCCACGAGGAAUGGGGCCCAUGGGUCCACAGAACUACGGGGGUAUGAGACCCCCUCCUAACUCCAUGGGUGGUCCUAUGCCUGGGAUGAACAUGGGACCUGGUGGUAGAGGACCGUGGCCUGGUCCCAAUGCGAACUCAAUACAAUACUCCUCCUCAUCUCCCGGCCACUAUGUGGGUCCUCCAGGAGGAGGGGGGCCGCCCGGAACUCCCAUCAUGCCCAGCCCAGGUGACUCCAACAACUCCAGUGAAAACAUCUACACUAUGAUGAACCCUAUAGGACCUGGAGGAAACAGACCCAACUUCCCUAUGGGCCCGGGGCCUGAUGGACCGAUGGGAGCUAUGGGAGCCAUGGAACCUCACCACAUGAACGGCUCACUAGGCUCUGGGGACAUGGACGGGUUGCCAAAGAACUCUCCUAACAACAUGGGGGGUAUGAGCAACCCCCCCGGGACGCCGCGGGACGAUGGAGAGAUGGGUGGAAACUUCCUCAACCCAUUCCAAAGUGAAAGUGCUUCUAGGACAGCCCUGGGGCAUGCUGGGCCUCUAGUGAAGGAGGAGCUUCCCGACGCUGUCUGUGGCCUAGACAGGAAACAGAGACACAGGAAGUCCCUACUCUCUAACCCUGCCCCCUGCCUCUCUGACUUCUUGUCAGGGUCUGGACAAUGAGAGAGGGGAUGAUGGAGAGACUGGGUAACAUGGACACCCUUCGGGACACAGCAUGGUAGGGUUCUGUCAGUAGCUGUCUGGAAGCUUGACAAACAUUUACAUUGGCAUUCACUUUUAUUUUGAUGUUUUUAUUUGUUUCUAAUGGAUUUGAUUGUGUUUCUAAUGGAUACAGGGAUGAAUCUCGAAUGAUCCCCUUUUCCCUAUGUAGUGCACUACUUUAGAGGAAUAGGGUGUCAUUUGAGACGUAGACAUGGAAGUGUCGUCUAGCCCCCCUCCCCCCUCCUUCACUCUGUGUAUACAUUAAAAACACAAGUGUUGUGAUGUUUUACAUUACUCUGUAUGUAAUGUAUUAUUGCUAUUUUAUAAUAUUUUAUUGUUAUGAUUUAAUAAUAUUAUGAUUCUGUUUAUUUUAAAAUGUAGGAUUUAAUUUCUGGAGGUUUUUUGUUGUUGAAAUGGCAUGCAUCCACUGAUGACCUCUUCGUUAGUAACUUCACAGGACGGUGAACCUUCACUAGUCUCCUUAAGGAAAACCCACAGGAUAUACACAAUCUACUGCCCAGUCAGAGAACAGCACCUUGGUCCAUCAUGGUACUUUAAAUUGUAAUGUCCCUCUCCAUCCCCCCCGAGAAGGCGUUUUCUCUGUAGUAGACUAAGUGACCCUGAACAUGCAGAGGAUGCACAGUUGUAUUUAUUUGUUUAAUCUUCCUUAGAACAGGUUGACAAUAAGUCUCUCAAUCUGCACACUCCGAAAUCACUCGGCACCAAUCAGCAUCCACCUAGAGGAAGACAUCUUGGAGGUGUCUGGUUUUUGUUUUUUAUUUAUUUUCUUUUACCCAGAGGGCAGUUCUUCUGACCUUCUGUGAAAUUAUUCUGCUUGAAUGCUUAAACAGAGCUGAGCCAAUCAGGAGGUGGUGUGGCAAUUGCCAUGGUAACUGGCAAGACCCCCCCCCUCAAGAGGACAACGUUUGUCCUUACUCUCACACACAACCAACCAAUCGGCCUACCUACACCCUCCCCCUCCCCAACCACCUCUCUCUCCUUUUGUGCCGUCUCCAUCUGUCUUUGGUUUGUUUUGUAAAUACUGUAAAGUGAAUUUUGAUAUCAUGACAUGUUUUGAUAUUUCCGUCACAACCAAUGACCUGCGAAAUGAGUUGAUUCAGAGCAACUUGGUUUGAAAAGAGACUGUGUUUUUACAGUACCUCACUGUUCAACUCAGACACAACUAGGGCCAGGAGCAACCCUCUAUAUUGGAUCAUUAUGUAGUUAAGAACUACAUCUAACGUUAGAGUCCUGAAUAUUUCCUGGCCAGGUCAAGCUGUUAGGGAAAUCUCCUGUCUCUCGUAACGAUAGAUGAAAAGAAAAUGAUUGUUUUCUAUUAAGGAUUUUUCUGUAUUUGAAUUGAGAAAAGAUGUUAAAUCACAGGUUCUUAAUAAUAUGGAGAGGGUUAAGGGGGGAAAAGGCUUCUGGUGUAGUUUGAGAUACUGCUGUAUAGAUUCAACUCUGAACCAUAUUCACUAAAGGCAAAUCGGAAAUGCACCCAAUUCCCCUAUAUAGUGCACUACUGAAGCCAAAAGUAGUGCACUACAUAGGGAAAUUGGGUGCCAUUUGGAACGCGCCCUAGUUUCCACCAGUGCAAAGUGUUUAUUGUUGGAAGAGGAUAAUUAUUGGAAAACGAACCGUGAAACUGUUUCGUUUUUAAAAUGUGAGAUAUAUUUACUUACCAUAACUAGGGCUAGGAGUGUUUUAUGUGCCCUUGUCAGUGGAGGCUGCUGAGGGGAGGAUGGCUCAUAAUGUCUGGACUGGAGCGUGGAAUCAUGUUUGUAUGUAACAUUUCACUGAUUCGGGCUCCAGCCAUUAGCACAAGCCUCCGUCCCCAAUUAAGGUGCACCGACCUCCUGUGGUCCUUGUCAUUUCAUGUGCUCUGGAAAAACUCAUGGCCCUACUCAUGACCUUCUUUUGACCUUUCCACUCUGCCCAUACGGAAGAGGACGCCUCUUUAUCUGUGACCGCAUGGGCAGCGCCAUUGGGGCUACAACCCAUAGGAACCCCCAUCCGGUUGAGUAUGGCAGAAGCCCUCAAUGGCGCUGCCCAUGCUAAAACGGCAUUUUGGCCACUAUUAGUCUCUAUGGCUCUACCUUUUUUUUUCAAGUUGUUUCCUGACUGUAACCUGUUCAGGGAAACUCAACAGGGAAACUCAACGAAAAAUCAACGUUGUCACAUUGUUGAUCAUUUCUGUCUUUCUAUGGUGACGUAUAAUACUGUUUCAUUCUGGGUUGAAAGGAGGGGACAGCGGGCGAGGAAACAUUUGACUGUUCCUUGGGUUUGUCCAUCUCGCUAGUCUAAAGUAGCGUCCUCCUCUCCCUUCACCUGCACCGACGUGGACGAUGGAUCUGUGCAGACGGAGGAGAUGACGUGAGGAGAGGAAGCCACUUUAAAUUUGAGCUGCAGGCCAUGUUUUUCUCUGACGACAAAGCCGCUACGAGGCAGUUUGUUUUUCCAGAACAUUUAGGCCAUUCCAAUGAUCCUGUGUUUUUAAAUUCUGUUAACCCUUUUUAGAUUGGGUGCCACCUUGAUUUGAAGAUCCAACUGAAAGAACUUUGACCAUCUCUUGCUGUGUAUAUAAAUGAUCCCAUGACAUUUGGUUGGAAUAUUGCCAUGUUCAGGUUAUUUUCAAAAGCAGCGGGAACAUAAUCUAAGGGGCCAACAUGGUAUCAUGCCAAUCUGGAUAAAACAUGGUGAAGAACUGCUUCCUGGGUUUGCUUUGUAUUUCCUGAUAGGCUAGUUUCUACUCCUAAAUGUCUUGUGUAGUAAUAAAAUGUUUCCUAUUUGUACGUUUUCUUUGUUGUAAUAAAGUUUCUUUAGAGGCUGAUAAAGUUGCUUAUUGGGAGAAAAAAAAGGUGGGAGAUCUUGCAUCAACAAUAAAUGUCAUCUGUUUUUUGUUUUUUUUUCACCUGUGUCCUUCUCGUUGUUGUAGAUACAUCAAAAAAAAACAAAUAAAGUGAAUUCACUA
Molecule: messenger RNA, 4484 nt
Organism: Oncorhynchus masou masou (cherry salmon)
Lineage: Eukaryota; Metazoa; Chordata; Actinopteri; Salmoniformes; Salmonidae
Product: single-stranded DNA-binding protein 3-like
Exons: 18
Coding region: 212-1474 (420 amino acids)
Biological process (GO): positive regulation of transcription by RNA polymerase II
Cellular component (GO): nucleus
Molecular function (GO): single-stranded DNA binding; protein binding
Source: RefSeq, a predicted model, not a curated record